AUGAAAGAUACAGAAAUAGAUCUUUCAGAUAUUUUGUCCAAUCAUUCUUUUUUAGAUAUUCUACCUGAUCCUUCACUUUCAGAUAUUUUAUCCAAUCCUUCUUUUCUUGUAAAGAAAAAUAAUAAAACAAGAAAAUCUGAUAGUGUUUCAAGUGAAGAGGAAAUAGAAUCGUUUGAUCCUGAUUAUAAUAAUGAAUUAGAACUAUUUGACCCUAAUAUAGAUAAUGAAAAGGAUGAAUAUCAAAAUUUUGGAGACAAUCAAAUAUUUGCUACGUCUAAUAUUUCUGAUGAUAUAUUAACCAAAACAAAUAACAAUAAUAUAAAAAAAAGGGUUAAACAGAUAAUUAUUUAG
Messenger RNA from Racocetra persica, 351 nucleotides. NCBI's taxonomy places the organism in Eukaryota, Fungi, Glomeromycota, Glomeromycetes, Diversisporales, Gigasporaceae. The record is from the annotation of a GenBank genome assembly.